AUGAGCGCCAUCAAUAUUAAACUUAUCAAAUCUUAUAUACAAUUACCUUUCAAAGGGAUCCAUAGGCUUAAUGAUCCAAUGGACCAAGAAACUCUUAUUGAAGAAGACAGAGUUAGAAAGGGCUGGCACAUGAAACAAAAUCCAUUUCAUCACAGAGUUAAAAUCGUUGAUGGUAAAGCUAUGGAAGAUCCAUUUGAUGAUUCUGCUGCUGUUGAAGAAUCACCAUUGCUCAGUGAAUCUAAUGAUGCUUAA
Messenger RNA from Hansenula ciferrii, 252 nucleotides. RefSeq lists its product as uncharacterized. Lineage: Eukaryota; Fungi; Ascomycota; Saccharomycetes; Phaffomycetales; Wickerhamomycetaceae. Bases 1 to 252 code for a protein of 83 amino acids. The record is from RefSeq and is a predicted model, not a curated record. The transcript has a single exon.